AUGGGUUGCCAAGGAAGCAGAGCUGAACUGUCUGAUGAAGAGCGUGUAUUGCUUUGUCAGGAAGCACAACUGAACUAUGCUCACAAUAACUGCAAAACUGUGGAUUUUUGCAAGCAUAAAUACUCAGCAGCUUUUGAAAUUAACGCUGAACAGUGGCGUGAUAUCGUUUCUUAUCUAGCCUUCCUUCAUCUAAAUAUUUUUUUAAUAAAAAUAAUAAAAUAAUCCAAUAUAAGAAAUAAAAAUUAUUUUUAUUUAAAAAUAUCAGAGUAAGCCUCAAUGUCGAAAGCACUGCCCAAAAUCCAAAGGCUGCUGAUUUCUUUACCUCACUAAAGAAUAAGGAUGGAAAAUUCCCACUUCGCAUAAUGCUCGUUCUUGGAGCAAUGCUAAGCCAAGGAAGUGCAAGAGAUAAAGCAAAACUCCUGUUUGAGACAAGAGAUCCAAUGGAUACAAAAGAACUUCACAGAGCUGAAAUCCACGCUUUAGUUGCUGAAAUGGUUGACAUUGCUAUUAAUAAACUAACCCUACUUCAUGGGCCUGGAGCUACAGUUACUGAGGAAAAAUGGGCAAAUUAUGUGAGGCUUCUAAAUGAAUAUAAAGAUAAAGGCAUCCUGCAGAUCGUCAAAACUUUCCUUAUUCCUCUCUUUUGUUAGCGAGUAAGUUUUUUUUUGCUCCUAAUAAGGGUUAAUUUUUUUUAAAAAUUUAUAAAUAUUUGAAAAGGAAAAUCUUAAGUUGUCUAAAUUGAAUAAAUUUAGCUGAGAUCAUCAUAAUUAUUAUUUAUUCAAAAAAAUUUACUCGCAAAAGGAUGGUUUAAUUUUUCUAAAGCUUUUGCUGAUUAAGUAAGGAGAAGCUAGCGAAGAUAAAAAAGGAACCAAAAAGACAGAGGAAAAAAAGGAAGAGAAAAAAGAAGAAGAGAAGCACGAGGCUAAAGUUGGAGAAGCCAAACCAAAAGAGCACAUUUCUUUACAAGAUUUCCUUAAAGUCUUCGAUGAGGAAGAAAACUCAAAUUUAUUGACUCCUCAUGGGAUUAGGCUUGUAGUGCUAAGCCAAAGACCUGCAAUUAUUAAGACUCAAAUGACCGAAAUUCUUGGCAAAAGCAAGAAAACUGAAAAGGUUGAAGUGAAAGGUGGGGUAACUGUUGAGACUAAAGUGGAGGUGACAGAAGAGACGCAUAAUAAGGAAAAGCACCAUAAAGAAAAGCACCAUAAGGAAAAGAAGGAGGGAUCAUCAUCCAGCUCAUCGUCAAGUUCCUCAAGCGAUGAUGAUAAAAAGAAAGAAAAGCAUAAAGAACAUCAUGAAGAGCACCAUGAAGUGCACCAUGAAGAACAACAUCACGAAGAGCAUCACGAAGAGCAUCAUCAUGAAGAGCACCAUGAAGAUCAUAAAGCAGAAGCUCAGGCUUAA
Blepharisma stoltei is the source of this 1401-nucleotide messenger RNA. The record is from the annotation of a GenBank genome assembly. NCBI's taxonomy places the organism in Eukaryota, Ciliophora, Heterotrichea, Heterotrichida, Blepharismidae.